Yarrowia lipolytica CLIB122 is the source of this 2523-nucleotide messenger RNA. RefSeq lists its product as uncharacterized. Gene Ontology annotation, molecular function: DNA binding; zinc ion binding; DNA-binding transcription factor activity, RNA polymerase II-specific. The record is from RefSeq and is a predicted model, not a curated record. Lineage: Eukaryota; Fungi; Ascomycota; Dipodascomycetes; Dipodascales. Gene Ontology annotation, biological process: regulation of DNA-templated transcription; DNA-templated transcription.
AUGGACGAAGACACCGCCAAGAAACCGCGAGUGUCUCGGGCGUGCGAGCCCUGCCGCAAGCGCAAAACCCGAUGCGACGGCCAGAGACCGGCCUGCAACAACUGUCUGGGCUCGGGUCGAGACUGUAUGUACACCGAGGUGGUGCAAAAACGCAAGGCCAAGGUGACCAAGGAAAACAACUCGCGGUCGUCCAAGUCGCGCCUCGACAGAAUUGAAUCGCUGCUCGACAAGGUGCUACGACGUCUGGGUGACGACCGACUGGGAGAUGCCGCAGACAUCAUUCUCAGACACAACGGCUCCGAGUUUGUGUCUCGACGAGCGUCUCCCCAGAGCGACUCGGAAUCCGACAACGAAACCAGCGAAAACAGCGAAGAUGAACCCCGAACUUCGUCGAAAAACGAAUCAACAUCCUUCAUCUACCCGUUCAAGGCCCCCAGCUCCGCCCAACGAGGAGACACCUUCUCGCACACGAUGGAACGGUGCCAGGAUCGAGCCUUCGGUGGAUCCUCCGUCUUCGCCGUCUUCUCGCCCUCAGGCCUCCAAUGGCUGUCUGAUCGAGCAGGAUCGCCAGGAAUCAAACAACACAUGCUCGGAGUCUUCACAAAGGUAUUUUCAAAGAUGCAUCUCAAACUCCGAGACUUCGUCGAGCCUAUCCCCGAGCCGCUGCUACCCGAUAUGCCCGAGGAAUACGUGGAGGCCCUGACCAACCACUUCUUUGACGCCGUCAACUACAUUUCCGGUAUUCUGGACAGAGAAGACUGGAACCAGAUUGUGGCAGCCUUCUACAACAAGCCCGGAUCGAGACCCAAUGGCUACGCGGAGCUCUACCUCUUCUGGACCCUCGUUCUCAUCACCACAGACUUCCUACACUCGGUGGUGGAAGAAUGCAAGGUAGCUUCUGCCUGUUUUACCAGAGAGUCGAUACUUACGCUCAGAAAAGCUGCCCUGGCAAAUUCGAUAUUCUUCUACACUCGCAUCAUGUCCCUCGGAGGGUCUUUCCACGCGCUUCAGGGGACUCUUCUUUUGGCCAUGUACUUUUUCAGCACUCCUAUUCCUCACGGAGUACACCUGGCCGUCAACACAGCAGCUAGACUGGCUAUAGAUCUCGGAUUACAUCGCCGAGAAGGAUACACGCACCUCCCACCAAAAGUGGCUCGGUUGAGAAUGCGAAACUGGUGGUUGGUGUACACUAUGGAUCGAGAUCUGUCUCUACGAUCAGGUAUUCCCCCUGUCAUUCACGACAACGACGUUUCCACCCCGUCGCCGGACUCGUGUGACGUCGGAGAUGACGAGGGCAUUGAUUACAUCAAAUGGGGUGACGGCCACAAAACGUCAUAUGCCCAGUUGUUGCAUGGUUUGUCUCGAAUCUCCUCUAAAGUGUACAGUCAACUCUACAGUGCAUCCGCCGCACGCAAGUCGCCCGAAAAGAUCUCCGAGUGCAUCAUCAAGCUUGAUCGCGAGCUGACUCAAUGGCGAGAGUGUCUGCCUGCUCAUCUUCGGCCUGGAACUGAUGUCAUGGUCUUUGAUUGCUCCAAGGGCUAUGCAGACGUUCACGAGGCUGACAACUCGAUGCGAUCUCAGAUUGUCGAGUGGCAUUCGCAGUUCAACUCUCUGUGGGUACAUUUCAACUACUACUUUCUGCAAUCGGCUAUUCACAGAACCUCCGUAUAUCAUCCCACUUGGUACAAUCGCAAGAUUCUCGGCAAGGGAGAAAAGACCGGAAACACUCCCAAUGGAGGCACUCCCAUGAGCGCGUCUUCUCAUGAAGAUACCAACAAGGGCAGUCCCAACCCCCGACUGUUUUCAUCUCACUCCAUUUGUGUCCAGGCUGCUCGAAAUACAAUCUAUCUGACGAGGAACAUCCCCGUCAAGCUCAUGUCUUGUUUCUGGUCGUUUUCCUUCUUUUUGCUGAGCGCAUUUACGAUUCUGCUGAUCCACGUGCUUCAGCGACCCCUAGAAGCGACCAUUCGAGCCGAUCUGGAGCUCAUGAAGAUUGCCAUUGACUUUCUCAAGUCACUGCCUGACGGCGAGGAGUUCAGCUUUCUGCUUGUCUUCACCGAGUUUUACGACGUGGCGGUCAAAUUUGUGGACACUGCUCAGGAGCGACACAAGAAGCAGGAGGCUGGCGAAAAGCUGGACCCCAACACUGCUCUAGACAAGCUUGUCUACUCCACACCCACAAGCAUACCUCCUAAUGUGUCUUCCAGCCAGCCUCAGCUUCCGCAGCAGCAGCUUCCGCAGCAACAACACCAGCAGCAGCAGCCGCAGCAACAACAGGCGUCUCAGCAACCCCAACAACAUGCGACGCCGUCUUCUGUUGAUAGUACAUACAACAUGAUGGUGAACGACUUUUAUCCUCAGCAGCAGCAGACAGCUGCCCAGACCAGUUAUGCUCCCGUCGACUACCCUCAGGGCCAGCCUGAUGUCUUGCCUGAGAUGUACUCGAGGCCGGGCAAUGAGUGGUACUUUGACAUGUAUCAGAGUGGUUUCAUGGAUUAUGGAAACUACAAUUAUGAGGGGUAA